UAAGGGCUGCCUCUUCCAGGCAGGCAGGCAGGCACUAGUCUGCACCUCCGGAAGCAGCCUGCCAGCAGAGGCCCUGGAUAUCUCACACCCAGGCCACAGAACCAUGAGCCAGGACAGCAAAGUGAAGACGACAGAGUCCAGCCCCCCUGUCCAGUCCAAGGCCAGGAAGACGCUGCCUGUCCUGGACCCAUCUGGGGAUUACUACUACUGGUGGCUGAACACGAUGGUCUUCCCUGUAAUGUAUAACCUCAUCAUCAUCGUGUGCAGAGCCUGCUUUCCCGACUUGCAGCAUGGUUACCUGGUGGCCUGGUUCGUGCUGGACUACACUAGUGACCUGCUGUACCUACUGGACAUCGUGGUGCGCUUCCACACGGGAUUCUUGGAACAAGGCAUCCUGGUAGUGGACAAAGGUAGGAUCUCCAGUCGCUAUGUUCGCACCUGGAGCUUUUGUUUGGACCUGGCUUCCCUGGUGCCCACAGACGUUGCUUACGUGCGGCUGGGCCCGCACACACCCACGCUGAGGCUGAACCGCUUUCUGCGUGUGCCCCGCCUCUUCGAAGCCUUUGACCGCACGGAGACCCGCACGGCUUACCCCAACGCCUUUCGCAUCGCCAAGCUGAUGCUCUACAUUUUCGUGGUCAUCCACUGGAACAGCUGCCUCUACUUCGCCCUGUCCCAAUACCUGGGCUUCGGGCGCGACGCCUGGGUGUACCCCGACCCCGCGCAACCCGGCUUUGAGCGCCUGCGGCGCCAGUACCUCUACAGCUUUUACUUCUCCACGCUGAUCCUGACCACCGUCGGCGACAUCCCGCUGCCGGAGCGGGAGGAGGAGUUCCUCUUCAUGGUCGGCGACUUCCUGCUGGCCGUCAUGGGUUUCGCCACCAUCAUGGGUAGCAUGAGCUCCGUCAUCUACAACAUGAACACUGCCGACGCAGCUUUCUACCCUGACCACGCGCUGGUGAAGAUGUACAUGAAGCUGCAGCAUGUCAACCGCCGGCUGGAGCGGCGCGUGAUUGACUGGUACCAGCACCUGCAGAUCAACAAGAAGAUGACCAAUGAGGUGGCCAUCUUACAGCACUUGCCAGAGCGGUUGCGGGCAGAAGUGGCUGUGUCUGUGCACUUGUCUACUCUGAGCCGGGUGCAGAUCUUCCAGAACUGCGAGGCCAGCCUGCUGGAGGAGCUGGUGCUGAAGCUGCAGCCCCAGACCUACUCACCAGGCGAAUAUGUCUGCCGCAAAGGGGACAUUGGCCGAGAGAUGUACAUCAUCCGCGAGGGUCAGCUGGCCGUGGUGGCAGAUGAUGGUGUCACACAGUAUGCCGUGCUUGGUGCAGGGCUCUACUUUGGGGAGAUCAGCAUCAUCAACAUCAAAGGGAAUAUGUCUGGGAACCGCCGCACAGCCAACAUCAAGAGUCUAGGUUAUUCGGACCUGUUUUGCCUGAGCAAGGAAGACCUGCGGGAAGUGCUGAGCGAGUAUCCACAGGCCCAGGCCGUCAUGGAGGAAAAGGGCCGUGAGAUCCUUCUCAAAAUGAACAAGUUGGACAUAAAUGCUGAGGCAGCUGAGAUUGCCCUACAGGAGGCCACAGAGUCCCGGCUACGAGGCCUCGACCAACAACUGGAUGAUCUACAGACCAAAUUUGCUCGUCUCCUGGCUGAGCUGGAGUCAAGUGCACUCAAAAUUGCUUAUCGCAUUGAACGGCUGGAGUGGCAGACUCGAGAGUGGCCAAUGCCUGAGGAAUUGGCUGAGGCCGAUGACGAAGGCGAGUCUGGGGAGGGAACUUCCAAGGAUGAGGAGGGCAGGGCCAGCCAGGAAGGACCCCCAGGCUCAGAGUGACCCCAUUCCUAUCCCUAAGAAUCCAGAAUUAUAGGACAGCCUCCCUGCAGAAACUCUGCCAUCCAGUCUGCUAGGUUCCAGAGAUGGGAGUGAAUUGGGUCUGCAGAUGCCCACCUGGAGAUGUAGGAGUGUAGCACACAUUCAUUCCCCACUCACAAAUGUGUGCACGCAUGUGCACGUGUGCACACGCACAUACACACACACUACAAUUGCACAUACUACUACAUACAUUGGCCCCAAGAAUGUUCAUUCCAUAUAAAAUGCUCUAGAAUUUCCAUUCUCGGAGCACACAUGCUUGCUCACAAACAUAGAUAUGCCUUAUACCUACAUGAUAUAUGCACAUUCAGUCAUGCACCUCAUAAACACAGAUAUACUGAGAGUCAUACACCAAUAGACACACAGAUGCCCUCCACACACUUGUAAAUACACAAAAGCACACCCAGAGCCCUCUUGUUCCAAGAUAUCCUUUAAAUGCCCCCGUCACAGGUGUACCUUGCA
Myotis daubentonii (Daubenton's bat) is the source of this 2329-nucleotide messenger RNA. It is a transcript of the gene CNGA4, whose product is annotated as cyclic nucleotide gated channel subunit alpha 4. The record is from RefSeq and is a predicted model, not a curated record. Gene Ontology annotation, cellular component: plasma membrane; intracellular cyclic nucleotide activated cation channel complex. Gene Ontology annotation, molecular function: cGMP binding; intracellularly cAMP-activated cation channel activity; voltage-gated potassium channel activity. Gene Ontology annotation, biological process: monoatomic cation transmembrane transport; potassium ion transport. NCBI's taxonomy places the organism in Eukaryota, Metazoa, Chordata, Mammalia, Chiroptera, Vespertilionidae.